Phyllopteryx taeniolatus (common seadragon) is the source of this 4069-nucleotide messenger RNA. It is a transcript of the gene mybpc3, whose product is annotated as myosin binding protein C3. The record is from RefSeq and is a predicted model, not a curated record. The transcript is spliced from 31 exons. Gene Ontology annotation, molecular function: protein binding. Lineage: Eukaryota; Metazoa; Chordata; Actinopteri; Syngnathiformes; Syngnathidae. The coding region runs from base 135 to 3881 and encodes 1248 amino acids.
CCAACGUAUUGGGCCCGGAAUGAAGGUGUCUGGAGAGGUGGUGCUGUACGGAGGGAGCACUACUAUUAAAGGCGAAAGACAACAAUAGACAGCAGAGUAAGUCACCAGUGGAGGAGAGAACAUCCUUUAGGAAGAUGCCAGAGCCAGUCAAAAAAACAAUUUCAGCCUUCGCCAAGAAGCCAAAGACACAGGAAGCAGAAGAGGGGUCUUCAGUGGUCUUUGAAGCAGAAACGGAGAAGUCUGAUGCUAAAGUUAAAUGGCAGUGCAACACAAAGGAUCUUGCCAGCAGCAACAAAUACAAGAUCACAGCCAAUGGAAACAAGCACUCCCUCAUGAUAAAGACCGUUACCCAGGAAGAUGCCAACAUCUAUGCUGUGAUUGCCGGGGGUUCAAAGGUCAAGUUUGAGCUGAAAGUCCUAUCAAAGAAAGAAACCCCAACUGAGGCUCCUGUUACUGCGCCAGAAGAGUCAAGUGUAAUACAAGAGCAGCCUAAUGCCACACCUGCGGCUGCGCCCACAGGAGAUGAGGCAACUGCCCCAACACACGAUGCCCCUCCAUCAGAGGAUGGACAGCUUCCAGACACCAGACAGGACCUCACUGGCCUCUUCACAGAGAAACCCAAAAGUGGAGAGGUCACUGUCGGUGGAAACAUCACAUUUGUGGCCAAAGUCAAUGCCGGAUCACUGCUGAAGAAACCAACUAUCAAAUGGUUUAAAGGGAAGUGGAUGGACCUCGCCACCAAGUCUGGAAAUCACCUGCAGCUAAAGGAGUUUUAUGACCGCAACACCAAAGUCUACACAUUUGAGAUGCACAUCAUGGAAGCUAAAGCUAACUUUGGUGGAGCUUACAGAUGUGAAGUUUUAUCCAGAGACAAGUUUGACAGCUGUAAUUUUCAACUGACUGUACAUGAGGCUUGUACUGCUGAAGGUUUUGACAUAAGAGCAGCUUUCCGACGCACUAGCACCGAAGGAAAAGAGGACUCUGGAGAACUGGACUUCAGUACAUUGUUAAAGAAAAGCAGCAGUUUCUUAAAAUCCUCCAAUCGAGCUGUGCAGAUGAGCACAGCGCCUGAAGUGGAUGUUUGGGAUAUUCUCAGCCAUGCUCCUGCUUCAGAGUAUGAGAAGAUAGCUUUUCAGCAUGGCAUUACUGAUUUGAGGGGCAUGCUGAAAAGACUGAAGAAGAUGAAGAAAGAGGAGAAGAAAAGUGCAGCUUUCUUCAAGAAGUUAGAUCCUGCCUACCAAGUCACAAAGGGACAUAAAAUAAAAUUAGCAGUUGAGGUCGCUAAUCCAGAUGUUGAUGUCAAAUGGUUGAAGAAUGGACAAGAAAUACAACCAACCGGAAGCAAAUACAUUUUUGAGACUGUGGGAAAUAUGCGCUACCUCACCAUCAACCACUGCUCAUUGGCUGACGAUGCAGCCUACUGCUGUCUGGUGGGAGAGGAGAAAUGCACCACAGAGCUUUUUGUCAAAGAGCCUCCUGUUGUGAUUGUGAAGAACCUGGAGGAUCAGAUGGUCAUGAAGGGUGAACGUGUGGAGUUACAGUGUGAGGUCUCCGAAGACGGUGCUAAUGUGAAAUGGGAGAAGGACGGUGUGGAACUAACUAGAGAUGAAUCUUUAAAGUAUCGCUUCAAGAAAGAUGGCUGCAAGCAUAUUCUGAUCAUUAAUGAGGCCACAAAAGAAGACUGUGGCCAUUACAAAGUCAAAACAAAUGGCGGCGAGUCUGUGGCUGAGCUCAUGGUGCAGGAGAAAGAGCUGGAGGUCUACCAGAGCAUCGCUGACCUCACAGUGAAGGCGAAGGAUCAAGCUGUGUUCAAGUGUGAGGUGUCGGAUGAGAACGUGAGGGGUAUUUGGUACAAGAAUGGAGUGGAAGUCAAGCCGGAUGCCAGAAUAAAUAUCACACAUAUUGGCAGGAUCCACAAACUGACCAUUGACAAUGUCAAACCUGAGGAUGAGGCAGACUACACAUUUGAACCAGAUGGCUACGCUUUCAACCUCUCUGCAAAACUCAAUUUCUUGGAGGUGAAGAUUGACUUUGUGCCACGUCAAGACCCUCCCAAGAUCCACCUGGACUGUAGGGGUCACACAGCUGAGUCAACCAUCGUGGUGGUGGCUGGCAAUAAACUCCGCCUGGAUGUCCCUAUCACCGGAGAUCCUGCUCCCACUGUUGUCUGGACCAAAGGAGGGAAGGUCAUGGCAGAGGGAGAUGGCAGAGUCCAUGUGGAAACCACCAAAGGCCAUUGUAUUUUCACUAUUGAAGGGACUGAGAGGCAGGAUGAAGGAAUCUAUUCAGUUGUGGUUCGUAACCCUGCUGGGGAGGACACUGCAGAUAUCAAUGUGAAAGUUGUCGAUGUUCCAGAUCCUCCCCAAGCUCCCAGAAUCAUCAGCGUGGGAGAAGACUCCUGUGUUGUCCAGUGGGAUCCCCCUGUCUUUGAUGGAGGACAGCCGAUUAUUGGAUACGUGUUGGAGCGGAAAAAAAAGAAGAGUUACCGGUGGAUGAGAUUGAACUUUGACCCAUACACUGAAACAACCUACGAGGCUAAGAGGAUGAUUGAAGGAGUGGAAUAUGAAUUGAGAGUAUAUGCUGUCAAUGGCAUUGGGAUGUCUCGUCACAGUCCGGCCUCACAACCUUUUGUGCCUGUUGCUCCGACAAGUGAGCCCAUCGGAGUCUGCGUGGAUGACAUCAGUGACACUUCCAUCACACUCAAGUGGCGAGCGCCUGAAAGGAUCGGCUCAGCUGACCUGGAGGGCUAUGGGGUUGAGUACUGCAAGGAAGGCACGGAUGAGUGGAUACCAGCAAUUCAGGGUCUGACCGAGAGGACCUCACUGACAAUCAGAGAGCUCACUACAGGAGACAAGCUGCAGUUUCGUGUACGGGCAUACAACAUGGCGGGCCCGAGUGCAGCCGCCACACUGGCUCAGCCCAUCACUAUCAGAGAGAUCAUGCAACGGCCUAAAAUUUGGCUUCCCCGAAAUCUCCGUCAGACUCUGAUCAAGAAAGUUGGAGACACUGUCAACCUUGUGAUUCCAUUCCAGGGUAAACCCAGGCCCAAGGUUACAUGGAGUAAAGAUGGACAGCCCUUAAAUACCAUGCUCGUUAGCGUGAGAAAUAGUGACACGGACACGAUCCUGUUCAUCCGCAAGUCAGAGAGGAAACACUCAGGGCAGUAUGAUCUCCACGUGCAGAUUGAGAACGUAGAAGACAAGGCCAAAGUCAUGCUGCAGAUUGUUGAUGUCCCAGGACCCCCUGAGGCCCUGAAGGUUCUGGAUGUCUGGGGCUUCAAUGUUGCCCUCGACUGGAAGUCCCCAAUAGACGAUGGAAACUGUGAAAUAGCUGGUUAUUGUAUUCAGAAAGCCGACAAAAAGACCAAGGAAUGGUUCACAGUCUUCGAUCAGUACCGCAGAACCAACUGUGUUGUGUCCGACCUAAUCAUGGGUAAUGAAUAUAUCUUUCGAGUCUUUGCCAUCAACCUGGUGGGUCCCAGCCCAGAACCCUGCAACACAGAGGACAGCGUCUACAUCCAGAAACCCGGAAUGGACUGGAAGCCUGCCACCUACAAGGAGGUUGACUUCUCACAGGCGCCUAAAUUCACACAUCCAUUAGUGAACCGUUCAGUCAUAGCGGGGUACAAUGCCACGCUUAGCUGCUCCGUCAGCGGCAUACCCAAGCCUAAAGUGACCUGGUACAAAAACAAGAUGGACAUCACAAAUGAAGCCAAAUACAGGAUGCUCAGUAAGCACGGUGUUCUGACCUUGGAGAUCCGAAAGCCAUGUCCAUUCGAUGGAGGGGUGUACAUGUGCAAAGCAGUCAAUGACAGUGGGGAAGACCUUGUGGAGUGUAAGCUGGAGGUUCGCCCUCAAAUUACAAAAGAAGAAAAGAAGUAACCUGGGAGGGUCCAAUUUUUGCCAAACUUCUCUCACUGAGUGUUCACAUUUGUUGUUGUUGUCAUGAGGCGCUUUCCACCUGCAUUGCAGUUUCCUCCGCGAUCACCUCACACCUGGCCAUGUAUCCAAACGAUGGAACUCAUGUCAACUUUUAUAACAAUGAAAAUAAAUCAGAUUUUUGACAGUCA